CCUAAAUUUUCGUUGGCCUAAAUUUUAAAAGCUGAAGGAAAUUGAGUAUUAAUGAAUCACCACAUGACUUUGCCUUUAUCUUUAUAUAUAUAAGCACAAUGGUUGUGGCAAAUCAAUACAUAUCCUCACCCCCAAAGUUUUUUGAUAUCUACCAUUAAUGGAAGAGAUAGGUGAAACACAUGAGAGUGCUGAUGGUGGAGUUCUGUCUCCGUUUCACGAGCAUCCUUUAUACCCAACAAAAGAUUCGUCGACUCCGUGCGUUGGGUGUGAUGGUGACGAGACAGCUGGAAAAUGCAGUUGCCAUAUUUGCGAGAUCUACGUGCAUAAGGAUUGCCUUGAGAUCAUCAACCCUUCCAAUCCCACAUAUCAUCUAUCCUUAACUGAUAGAUAUGGUAAAUUGUUUCGAUGUUCCAUAUGUACAUCUAUAUCAUACAGAUAUAUCUAUCUUUGUUCCUUUUCUGGUCUCCCUGUUUGUGAAAAGUGUGCGAGGAAGCCGUUUACUAUUGAUCCGGGUAGGGCUCAUGAGCAUCCACUCCUCGUCUUUCUCAAAGGGUCUUUCUCUUUUCCUUGUGAUGCGUGUGGAGUGAAUGAUGCUAAAUCAUGUCUCUGUCUAUGUAUCCCAUGUCGUUUCACCAUUCACAGGAAAUGCGUCUACUUACCGCGGGUCAUAUGUAUUAACCGUCACGAUCACCGCAUCUCUCAUGUUCCUCGGCUAGGCUCCGGAAAUUGGAGUUGUGGGGUUUGUCGUAAAGAGGUCAACGGGAUGCAUGGGGCUUUUUCAUGCUUGACCUGCACUUUCGCGGUUCAUUCAAGAUGUGCAAUAAGGAGUAAUGUGUGGGAUGGGAUAGAAUUGGAAGGAGUGCCUGAAGAAGACCCGGCAAAGAAUUUGCCUUUCAAGGUGGUAGGAGAGGGGCUGAUCAAACAUUUUACUCACGAACACAAUCUAAGACUCAUCAAUGAGGAUGAUAUCCUUUAUGAUAAAAGCAAGCAAUGUCAUGGGUGCGUCCUUCCAAUCUUUUUUAAUGCAUGCUACAUCUGCACACAUUGUGAUUUCAUAUUACAUGAAACAUGUGCUAACCUCUCCAAGAAGAAAAGACAUCCGUCAGUAAGUCGGCAAUUGACUCUAUAUGCUAAGCACUACUACGGAAUGGAUUCAUUUUCUUGGGACGGCCCUUUCAGUUGUUUCGUAUGUAGUCAACGUUGCAGUGGUUUCGCAUACGUGGAAGACAAUGGUGGCCGUCCUGGCUUCACUAUUGACGUACGAUGUGUUUCCAUUUACGCUGGAUUUGUCCAUAAUAGUCAACCACAUUCAAUGCUCGUAAUUUCUGAUGAUUGGAGCGUAUCUGACAGAAAUAAAUGCUCAAGAUGCGGAAAAGGAGGUAAUGAUGUAUGGUGUUUGACUGGGCGGGAAGAUUUAUUUAUGUGCUACAAGUGUGCUACUAUCCCUGAACUAGCAAUGCACAAAUACGAUGUGCAUCUUCUGUCCUUACGAUUCAGCGAGAAUGCCAUAGGUGAUUAUUGGUGUGACAUAUGCGAGAAGAUUGUAGAUCCACAUAAAUGGUUCUAUACGUGUGACAUGUGUUCUACCACCCUUCAUAUUGAUUGCGUACUUGGAGCCGAGCCAUAUUUGAGGGUUGGAUCCACCUUCAAAUUGGGACGAUUUGUAUUGGAAGUGCUCUCCAACGACUAUGCUUCUAGGCCACGUUGUGAUACUUGUUCGUCUCGUAUCGAAGAUAUUGUCGUCUACAAGAGUGAAGAUGUUUAUUUUUGUUCUUUAACGUGUAUCGAAAAGAAUCCAAGACGAGCCAGAUGAAUCUGAUGAGUCGGAAUCUGAUGAAUCUUACAAGUCCGAAGCUGAUGGAUCUGAUGAGUCUGAGGCUGAUGCGUCUGAUGAGGAUGAUGAGUCUGAGGCUGAUACGUCUGAUGAGUCUGAGGCUGAUGAGUCUGAUGAAUGUGAGUCUCAUGAUUCUGAUAGGUUUUUGUCUAACUAAUUUCUCGAUGUUUCUUAAAAAUUAAUUUCACUGAGUUUGUGCUUUCUGAAUAUUUGUAAUAUCAUUAAAGAAUUUUAAUUUAUCCCAUCCAUUUAGUAUCCC
Molecule: messenger RNA, 2093 nt
Organism: Arabidopsis thaliana (thale cress)
Lineage: Eukaryota; Viridiplantae; Streptophyta; Magnoliopsida; Brassicales; Brassicaceae
Product: Cysteine/Histidine-rich C1 domain family protein
Exons: 1
Coding region: 158-1813 (551 amino acids)
Source: RefSeq, marked reviewed